UUAUUUGUCAUCGUCAAUAAAUGAUAAAUACAUUUCGAUAUUUUGUGUCACGAAUUUCUACAAAGUUCUUGAUUAAUGUAGACGUACUGAUUCUAAUGAUAAAAUGAGCGAAACUAAACCGAAAACAUUAUUAAGCCAAACAAUAAAUGGUGAUAAUAAUGAUAAUUCUGAUCUAAAUUCGUCUGAAUCAACAUCAAAUGAUCAAACACAAAAAAUGUCAAACGUACAAAAUGUUAACGGAAAUUCAGUUGUUCUUGGACAACUACCUGAUGAUUUUCUUCGAUUAGAUUCAUCAUCACCGACAAAUCAAACGCGUAGCCAGAUUGAACUUGAUGAAGAAUUGGCUGCCUCACUUCAACGUCAAUAUGAUUCACAAUUAUUGUCACAACAACGUGCCGUAGCCAAUUGGAAUUCAAAUUAUCGUGCUCAUUUGUCCAUAACGUUUGUUGAAGCCCAUCUGAUCAAAAAUUAUGGCUUAAUGAACAUGAGUCCAUAUGUUCGAAUACGUAUAGGUAAUACCAUCUAUGAAACAAGGACCAGUACUCGAGGUGGAAAGAAUCCAAAAUGGAAUGAAACUUGUCGUUGUUACUUACCAAUUGGAUGCGAUACCAUUGCAAUCGAAUUGUACGAUGAUUGUUUAUUCACUCAAGAUGAAUUAAUUGCAUGGGCAACGUAUAAGGUACCGGAAAAUUUUUUACGAUUCACCAGUGAAACACCUGAACAUACAUUUGAAGAACGAAUUGUUUUAUCGGGCAAACAAGGUGAAGGGUUAGAAGGUGAAUUGUUUAUUUCUGUUAAUUCAAAGCCUGUGACGGCCGAAACAUUGCGUACCUAUAUGACGGCACCUGUUUACCAUACUUCACAUUUGCACGGUCCCGGAGUCCUUAUUUCCACUCCACCAAUACUUGCUGCUCCGUUAAUUGUUCAUCAAAGUCCUGUACCUGCUGCAACUUUGUUACCACCAUCUCAACAAACACAGCAUCAAGCUGCUGUCCAGCAACCACCACAACCAAUACAGAUACGCGAUGAAGAUGUUCAAACAUUAAAGGAAAUGUUUCCAAAUAUUGAAAUCGACGUAAUCAAAUCGGUAUUACAAACUGAACGUGGUAAUAUUGAACGUUCAAUUACGAACCUGUUAGAAUUAAAUUCCACUACUUAAACAUCGCAUUUUUCGGGAUUUCAAUUUAAUCUUCCGUGCAUGAAAAACAUUUAUCUUUUGAUUCAAUCAUAUUAUUCGAAUUUUUCUUCCAUUUUUUUGA
This is a messenger RNA of Dermatophagoides pteronyssinus (European house dust mite), 1259 nucleotides long. RefSeq names its product toll-interacting protein B-like. NCBI's taxonomy places the organism in Eukaryota, Metazoa, Arthropoda, Arachnida, Sarcoptiformes, Pyroglyphidae. Gene Ontology annotation, cellular component: cytoplasm. Gene Ontology annotation, molecular function: ubiquitin binding; ubiquitin conjugating enzyme binding. The record is from RefSeq and is a predicted model, not a curated record. Gene Ontology annotation, biological process: ubiquitin-dependent protein catabolic process.